This is a messenger RNA of Felis catus (domestic cat), 929 nucleotides long. It is a transcript of the gene BSPH1, whose product is annotated as binder of sperm protein homolog 1. Gene Ontology annotation, molecular function: heparin binding. The record is from RefSeq and is a predicted model, not a curated record. The transcript is spliced from 5 exons. Lineage: Eukaryota; Metazoa; Chordata; Mammalia; Carnivora; Felidae. Gene Ontology annotation, cellular component: cell surface. Bases 64 to 462 code for a protein of 132 amino acids.
GUGGUUGGGGCUCUAAAAUCCUGAGGAUGAGCUGGUCAACCAGCAGUCCCUGAGAGGAGGAACAUGGUCCUGCACGUGGUGUUUUUGCUGCUCUGGGUCUGCUGGCUUCACAGUGUGUUUGGUCAAGACUAUGAAGAUGACAAUCUACCAGCUGUAGACACUAUAACUCACUUUCCAGAAGUCAAAGAUGGCAAGUGCGUCUUUCCAUUCCAGUACAGAGGUGGGAUAUUCUAUGACUGCAUCAAGUUCAAGGCAAAACACAAGUGGUGCUCCCUAACUGAGACCUACCAAGGACGUUGGAAGUAUUGCUCUGAAGAAGACUUUGCAAAAUGUGUGUUUCCCUUCUGGUACAGACGCCUUAUCUACCGCGAAUGCACUGAACACGGGGAAGCGUUUGGGAGAAAAUGGUGCUCGCUGACCCAGAAUUAUAACAAGGACAAGGUCUGGAAAUAUUGUGACUGAUGGCGACAUUUUCUGGGAGGGGCAUGAGGAGGGUCUAAUCGUUCCCAGGGGAAAUAAAUGUCCAGUUUCUUUUGUGAAAGGAGGAGGUAGGACUCUCCUUAAAAACGUUUUUUGUUUUUGUUCUUGGUUUUUUUUUUUUCUGAGCUAUGAUCUGGCUGUAAAUAGCUCGAGGUUUUGGUCGUGGAUUAUGGAUGAUGGGGUUUUUAUAUGGAAACUUCUAUUGUAGCCUCAGCACUUUUGCUUACUAACUGGGUUAAAUUUGGCCUUUUUUUUUUUUUUUUUUUUUGAGAGAGAGAGAGAGAGAGAGAGAGAGAAUCCCAAACAGGCUCUAUGUUCAGCAUGACCCUGACCUGGGGCUCAAUCUCACCACCCUGGGAUCAUGACCUAAUCGGAAUCAAGAGUCAAGGGCUCAACCGACUGAACCACCCAGGCGCCCCUACUUUGUCAUUCUAAAUCAUUGUCCUUUA